Messenger RNA from Paramecium octaurelia, 659 nucleotides. The record is from the annotation of a GenBank genome assembly. NCBI's taxonomy places the organism in Eukaryota, Ciliophora, Oligohymenophorea, Peniculida, Parameciidae.
AUGAAAAUGAUGAAAUAAGAAAUUAUGAAUAACAAUUAAUUGAAUAGCAAUAGUUUUAAGAAUAAAGAAAAGGAGUUGCACAUUAAAAAUAAAAAGAAGAUGAAGAAUAGACAUAAUUAAUUCGUAAAAAUAAGGAGAAGAAUAUCUCUAUAAAUAUAGAAGAGUGAAGCAACAAAAUAAAAUCUACAACAUUAGAAUUGGUCUCAUUUGAAUCAUUAAAAACUAUUAAUUGAGGAAAAAGUAAAAUCUUAUGUUAUUAAAUUAGAAACAUGAAACAUUAAAGAUAGAGAACGAUAUUAUCAAUAAUGCAAUAAAUUGGUAAUCUAUAGAAGGGGAGUUGAGAAAUAGAAAAGAGAAAUGCAAUAUAAUAUAAUUAAUUGUUGAAUAAUAAAUGAAGGAAUUGCAACAACAAAAAAAAGAGAAAGACUAAGAAUUCAAAUAAUUAAUAUGCAAGGGAUAUUUAGAAAUAUAAUUAUAAAUCAUAUCAUCUUCCAAAAACUUUCUAUUAUAUUAGGGAUUGCCAGGAAGAUAAAAUGCUUUGUAAGAUAUCUAUUGACAAAAAGGUUUUUAAUCCAAAGCUGAAUUGUAAGUAAAGGAAAGGUGAAAUAAAGAAGAUAAUGAAUACUUAACAAAAAGAUAGCUAUAGUAAAAGUAGAAGG